Molecule: messenger RNA, 1130 nt
Organism: Aspergillus costaricaensis CBS 115574
Lineage: Eukaryota; Fungi; Ascomycota; Eurotiomycetes; Eurotiales; Aspergillaceae
Product: alcohol dehydrogenase
Exons: 7
Coding region: 1-1017 (338 amino acids)
Molecular function (GO): zinc ion binding; oxidoreductase activity
Source: RefSeq, a predicted model, not a curated record
AUGACUCUUCCACAAACUUUCAAGCAGGCCGCGUUCAAAUCAGCCGGUGCGCCACUGGUCAUUGAAGAAGUGCCUAUGUUUCAGCCCGGGCCAGCAGAGCUUCUAGUCAAGGUGGAAGCAUGUGGUGUCUGUUACUCGGAUACCUUUGCGCAGAAUAAUAUCAUGGGUGGGGGGUUCCCUCUUGUCCCCGGCCACGAAAUCAUUGGCCGCAUCGCUGCUCUUGGCGACAACGUCUCUAACUGGGCCAUUGGACAGCGCGUAGGUGGUGCCUGGCAUGGUGGCCACGAUGGAACAUGCCACGCCUGCCGUAAAGGCUGGUACCAAAUGUGCGACAACGCCAUCGUAAACGGCGAAACUAAAAAUGGCGGGUAUGCAGAAUACUGCCUCCUCAACGCCGAAGCGGCCGUCCGUAUCCCACCCCACCUCCCAGCGAGCAAAUACGCCCCGAUCCUCUGCGCUGGAGUAGCCGUAUUCAACUCCAUCCGUCACCAGAACAUCUCCCCGGGAGAGACCGUCGCUGUUCAUGGACUAGGUGGUCUAGGUCACUUGGCUAUUCAGUAUGCUGCGCGGAUGGGAUACAGGGUUAUUGCCAUCUCGCGAGACAGACAAAAGGAGAAGUUUGUGCGCGAGCUGGGCGCACAUGAGUACAUUGAUGCUAGUAAGGUUGAUCCUGGUGCUGCACUGAAGAAGCUAGGGGGUGCGUCGUUGAUUGUGUCGACGGUUCCGUCGGCAGAGGUUAUGCCGCCGUUGUUAAAGGGGCUGGGGAUUUUGGGGAAGUUGGUGAUGCUCUCUGUGCCGGGGCCGGUUUCGGUGGAUUCGGGGGUUAUGUUGAAAUAUGGUAUUUCGGUACAGGUGUGGCCGUGUGGUCAUGCGACUGAUACUGAGGAUGCGAUUGCGUUUGCGGAGCUGCAGGGGAUCAAUUGUAUGGUGGAGGAAUUUCCUCUAGAAAGGGCUAAUGAAGCGUUGGAGAGUAUGAAGAAGGGAACUGUCCGCUUUCGCGCGGUUUUGACUAUGUAAUAAGGGAAAUGUGUGGCAUUGAGAAGGGGGUCUCGCGAAUGAAAAUUGAAUACUAAAAUCUCUUUAUAAUGGCAAUAGAAAGACAAAUAUAGAUGAGCAUAUGAACAUUCCAG